Messenger RNA from Poecilia reticulata (guppy), 3722 nucleotides. It is a transcript of the gene fbln7, whose product is annotated as fibulin 7. The record is from RefSeq and is a predicted model, not a curated record. NCBI's taxonomy places the organism in Eukaryota, Metazoa, Chordata, Actinopteri, Cyprinodontiformes, Poeciliidae. Gene Ontology annotation, molecular function: calcium ion binding.
AAGAGUUCAGGCGGAGAGAAAAGCGCAUCUCUGUUUCGGGUACCUGAUGAGCAUCGCAUCAGACAAGACCGGACCUUCCGACUUUGUUUUAUGGGGAUUUGUUCGAGCACAAUAAAAAAAAAAACGUUAGUCUGACAAACAUUUAAAGGGAUAUCAACUGGACGGCGGGUGUUUCAGAAAUGGCUUUGUCUCUCCGAAGCAGGUGUUUGGUUUUGCUGUGCUUGACAGCUGUUCACUGCGGCCACUCAGCUCUUCAGCUCGGCUCACGGCCCGUCGCGUUUUACCAGCAGUCCUGCAUGGAUAAGCACCAGGUGGUGGGAGUGCUGCGUCAGAUGGAGAAGUUCUUGAAAGGCCAGGAGAUCCGGUUCACAGAAGGUCUCCGGAUCAUGAAGUCAAAGCUGGCGUCGCUUCAGAACUCCGUCUCCAAGUUACCUCAAGCUGAUCAGUCAGCUGCUCCGACCACCUGCCCCUCCCUGGACGCCCCCGCUCACGGAACAAAGUUCGGCUCGAAGCAUUUCGUCGGACACGAAGUCCAUUUCGUUUGUACGCAGGGGUACCAGCUUGUCGGUUCUUCUACGCGGGUUUGUCGGGACAACGGCACGUGGUCUGGUGUCAGUGUCGUUUGUAAAGAUAUAAGCGAGUGUGCAAGUAACCCCUGCCAGAAUGGAGGUACGUGUGUGGAAGGUGUCGACCAGUACAAAUGCACCUGCCCCCAGAACUGGAGCGGCUCUCACUGCCAGCACCAGACCCAGACUGCACCGCCCGAGUGGAGCGUUAUGAACGACCCGGCGUUCAGUCGGCGACCUCGUUGCGCCCAAGUCAACCAAGCCCAGCACUGCAGCUGUGACGCAGGCUUCCACAUGAGUGGCACGUCUGACAACAGUAUCUGUCAGGACGUCAAUGAAUGCGAAGUGUAUCGGUUGGACCAAGCAGGGAAACUGUGCGUCCACGAGUGUGUGAACGUCCCCGGCUCAUACCACUGCUCCUGUCCCAGCGGUUACAAGUUACUUCCGGAUGGGCGGAGCUGUGAAGAUGUGGACGAGUGUUUGAGCCAGAAGCAUAACUGCAGUAGAGGGACAUCUUGCAUCAACACUGGGGAAGGCUUUCGUUGUGUCAACCCCGAGUGUCCCCGUUCCCAUGGCAACAUCAGCUACGUCAAGACAUCGCCUUUUCAGUGUGAGAGGAACCCCUGCCCCAUGGACAGCCGCUCCUGCCAUCUGGCUCCUAAGACCGUGUCCUUCCACUACCUGUCGCUGCCCUCCACGCUGCAGACCCCCGCCACGCUGUUCCGCAUGGCGACCGCAGCCCCCCCCGGCCGCACCGGCCCAGACAGCUUGCGCUUCGGCAUAGCGGGGGGAAACUCCAGAGGCACUUUCGUCAUGCAGCGCUCAGACCGACAGACCGGUGAGCUGAUUCUGGUGCAGCAGCUCCGGGGGCCUCAGGAGGUCAGCGUGGACGUGGAGAUGUCAGAGUACGCCGACCGCAGCUUUCAGGCCAAGCACGUGGCGAGGGUCCACGUUCUGGUUUCGCCGUACAGUUUCUGAACCUGGAGGAGGUGAAGAGCUCAGACUGAAGCCUGUACAGGAACAAGGAAGAGUGCACAGAGGCCGCUGAGGGGAAAGAGAAAAUGUUGCAAACCGUCACAGAUUUCUAUCCAGUAUGGUUUAAGAAGGAUGCCAGGGUCUUAAACAGUACUGUUUAAAAGCAUAAAUUUCUCCUUGCGCUCAAAAGAUAAUUUGAGUCGAUACAAAUUGCAGUUCUAAAAUAAACUUUUCAUUUAUUAAAGGGGAAAAAGCUACCACCACCUGCCUAGCUCUAUGCGCAGUAAAAGCAUGUCUAAGGAAUUGGUGCUCCUCUCGGCAACCGUAAUGAGAGCCAAUAUCCGCAAAUGGAGAAAAUAUGUAACGUAGUGAACCUUUUAAAUUAUACUUGGAGAGCAAUAGAUACUCAGAGUAUCCACUAGUAAGAGGCUAAUGGAAACUAGCCAUUAGCCUCUUAGCUGGGUAAAACAAUGCAUCCUGUGGGAUGUUCCAAAGUCAAAACUAUUGUGGAUCAAAAAAGAGCACAAGACAACUCACAUUUGCUUAAAAUGGUCCAUUUUGAUGACCAUCCAGACAUUUACGAAAAUUUGGGAUACACUUUUAAAUUGGCCCCGAUUUCCUUAAUUUUGGGAGAUUGGUGAUCGGCUGAUAUUUAAAUGAGAAACAGAUCUUAUCCACCAAUCUUAUCUACCUCGGCAAAGGUCCUGUCCCCUGUUGCUCUGCUGUGAGAGAGACCGUUGCCAGGUUAGGGGCUUUGUUGUUAUAGUUAGCUACUUUAUAAACAGAAACAAUAGCAGUCAAAAUCAGAAACAGCAGGUAAGGCUUUCUAAGGAUUGUGAUCGGCCAGAAAACUGCAAUCGGUGCACCUCUAAUGAAAAUAUUUUGUUCACUGCUGAAGCAAAAUUGAAACUUUUUAAUAGCUGUGCGUCCUGAUACAUUUGGCUUGAAACAAAAGCAGCUUUUUGGAAAAGACAAACCCGUCAAGCUGACAGGUUGACGGGUUUGUCUUUUCCCGUCAACCUGAGUUGACGGGAAAAGAAGAACUGGGCAGCAGAGUUCUGGGCUCUGCUGCCCAGAACUGCAGCAGAGCAGCAGUUCUGGGCUGCUCUGCUGCUGCAGGACCUGCAUGACUUUGUUCAAUUAAUUGAACCAUAAAUUUUGCUCUCAACCUGCAGCAAGAAAAAGAUGUGGUGGGAUGAGUUUGAAAAGGGCAAUUUAUGCUGAAAAACCCCGCAAUGUGGCUGAAGAAGAAAAUAAUCCGCCAAAGAAAAAUCCCAUUGCCAGUCAUCACAAACCUUUGAUCCCCAACAAUGGCACAGCUAGUUAUUAGGUUCAGGGAUACAAUUUCUUUUUCACGCAUGGCCAGCUUGGUUUUGGAUGGCUUUUUUUUUUUCUUCCUUUGAUGAAUGAAAAAACUGCAUUUUAUGUUUUGCCAAAUGCAAAAUACUUUUUCACAGCACUGUAGUUUAUGAAGUGUGGUUCAGAAAAAGCAUUACGUCUGUAUGACAGCGGUCCUCCAAUCCAGGUCUCGAGGGCCGCCGCUGUGCUGCCGCUUUUAAAUGCACCUCUGCUUCAAAACACACCUGAGUCAAAUAAUGAUGUCAUCAGCAUCAGGAUGAACUUACUGCCUGCUGAGGAAGAGAUUCAGCCAUUUGAUUCAGGGGAACACAAUGGAAAAAAAGAGCUGAUCUAACUUUAAAAAGUUUGAGUUAAUUUGUUGCAAUCAAAUUAAAUUUAUCCAUUAAGUUGUCACAUUAAACAAACAAAGACAGUUUGACAAGCUUAAUUCGAUAACAUUUAACAAAUUAAUUUUUUUUUUUAAAGUCCCCUGGUAGAGGAUCUCAUGCAGGGGCCUCAUAAACAUCCCGACAUGGCAUUAGUGCUUGUGCGGCUCUAAUUUAUUGGAAAUAUUGUUGCUGGAUUUUGAAGUGUAACAUAUUAUGUGCAAAUCAUAUCAUAUACUGUAUAUUUGUGAUUUUGAUUUCGUUUUGUACAAGCUUGCGUUCAUGUUUUGCCAGCAGCUGCUGCAGCAUUUAUCUCUCUGUCAUAUUCUGUAUGUUAUGCAGAAAUACUUUAAAAAAAAAUUCACAGUGCAGUUGGAUUUGGCGCAUUUACUGACAUACUUUCUGGUCAUUUUGAAUAACUCCAACAUUACUGCAAUAAAGCCAGUCCAAGGUUUCA